ACCUGCUACUUGAGCAAACAACGGCAUAGCUCGUCCUCGCCGUUGCCAACUUGGGAGAAUCCUGAUCGUGACUGACUGCAAGAUGAAGCUGCUCGUCGGAGGCCAGAGGAGGCAGAGGGGAUUCGGCAAGGCCCUCAAGGAGCAGAGGGCCAGGCUCUACAUCAUCCAGCGCUGCGUCGUCAUGCUCCUGCGAUGGCACGACUGAUCCAAUCCACAUACUGCCAUGGGGGAGCUUCGUCCGAGAUACAAACCAGUGGAUUCACAGGGCGAGCUCCAUCGUCCUUGCCUGGUGCUUGCUUCAUCGGGCGCCGGAGUUUUGAGAGGUGUCGCGCUGCUGCCACAAUGGUUGCCGCUUGCCGGCUGCUGUACAUAGAGAUAGAGGGCCAUGGCCAAUAUAGUGUAGUACAAAUAGAGGUAGGUGUUCGUCAGUGUCUACUGUGUCAUUGUGUAUGGAAUGCCAAAUCAGUGAACAAGACAGUUGUUGGGGUCUU
Molecule: messenger RNA, 491 nt
Organism: Zea mays
Lineage: Eukaryota; Viridiplantae; Streptophyta; Magnoliopsida; Poales; Poaceae
Exons: 1
Coding region: 83-205 (40 amino acids)
Biological process (GO): negative regulation of cell population proliferation
Source: RefSeq, marked validated